AUGCUCCCAGAGAGGUCAUGCCAUGUUUGUGUUCUCUUCACUGAAGCUCUGGACAUCGAUCACCUGAACCUGGAGUGUGACUUCAACAACUGUGACCAUCGCACUGAUCUCAACGGGGUGGACCGGCUCAUCGUGAGGCGAGGCCAGACGUUCACCAUCAGCUUAUAUCUUCGAUCUGGGAGCUUCCAGCUGGGCGUCAGCUCACUUGACUGCAUAGCAGAAACAGGUCCUCAGCCCUCUGAGCAGUAUGGCACCAGGGCCCGCUUCGGUCUGUCUUCUACCAUUGACACGUCCUGCUGGAGCGCCGCCGUAAUCAGUCCCGCCGGGGACAUGGUAGCCCUGUCCAUCUGCUCUGCUCCCAAUGCUCCCAUUGGCCGCUACACACUCACCCUGGGGCAGUCGGCAAGCAUUGAGUUCAUUCUGCUCUUUAACCCCUGGUGUCCAGGGGAUGCAGUAUACAUGGACAAUGAGCAGAGUUUGGCAGAGUACGUCUUGUCUCAGGAUGGAAUCAUAUUUCGGGGCAACUACAAACGCCCCAUUCCCACUCCCUGGAAUUUUGGCCAGUUUGAAAGUGGAAUCCUGGAUAUUUGUCUGAGAAUUCUGGAUACAAACCCCAAAUGUCUGCGUAAUCCUGGCAAAGACUGCUCGGGGAGAAGAAAUCCCAUCUACGUGUCCCGGGUGCUGAGUGCCAUGGUGAACUGUAAUGACGACAAAGGGGUGUUGCUGGGAAAAUGGCAAGGCAGUUAUGAUGGAGGAGUGAGUCCGUUGUUUUGGCGGGGCAGUGUUGAAAUUCUGCGUAACUGGGACAGAGAAGCGUGUCAGCCUGUUCGCUAUGGACAGUGCUGGGUGUUUGCUGCAGUGGCCUGCUCAGUUUCCAGAGCCCUGGGCAUCCCCUGUCGAGUCAUAACCAACUACCUGUCUGCACACGACACUAACAGCAACCUGGUGAUUGAGCGCUACGUCAAUGAAAACGGGGAACUCAUUCAGUCCAAAGAAAUGAUCUGGAAUUAUCACUGCUGGGUGGAGAGCUGGAUGACAAGGCCUGAUCUCAAACCUGAGUUUAACGGCUGGCAGGCCAGUGACCCCACGCCCCAGGAGAAGAGUGAAGGUGUUUACUGCUGCGGACCCGUUCCCCUCAAGGCCAUCAAGGAAGGCGAGCUCACCUUCAACUACGACGCCCCGUUUGUGUUUGCUGAAGUCAAUGCCGACGUUGUCACUUUCAUGAAGAAAAAAGACGGCAGCACUUCAAACGUCACUACAUCGACUGUGGUGGGUCAGAAGAUCAGCACCAAGAGCGUCGGCAGUGACGCCAAAGAAGACAUCACUCAUCUCUACAAGUACCCUGAAGGUUCGGCUGAAGAGCGGGAGGCUUUCAAAAAGGCCAACCACCAAAACAAGCUGCUGCAGGAGACUCCAGAUCCAGGCCUCCACCUCAGCAUCAAAGUGACGUCAGACAUGAAGAAGGGCUGCGACUUCGAUGUGUUUGCUGUUGUGGCUAACGGCACAGACCGUGAGAAGAAGUGCCGCCUGGUGUUUGGCUCCUGCGUUGUGUCCUACAGCGGGGUUAUGGGAGGGAACUGUGGCUUCAAAGACCUGCUCAAUGUGACGCUCUCUCCUGGAGCAGAGAAGCGAGUUGCACUUAGGCUGAAUUACUCCAAAUAUGGUGGCCAGCUCACAGAGGACAACUUAAUCCGUCUGGCUGCUCUGCUGCUGGACUACUCCACUGGAGAGGCCACACUGGCUGUGAGGAACAUUGUUCUGGACAAUCCUGACAUCAAAGUUAGAAUCCUGGGUGAACCCAAGGAGAAUCGGAAGCUGGCUGCAGAAAUUACCGUCCAGAACCCUCUACCAGAACCACUGGAGAACUGCUGCUUCAGCAUCGAGGGGGCAAACCUCACUGGGGGUUGCGUCAUCUCUGAGAGGCUGGGCUGUACAGUGGGGCCUGGAGAAGAAGCCAAAGUUAAGAUCUACUUCACUCCCACUCAUGCCGGGCUGAGGAAGCUGGUCGUGGACUUCGAUAGUAACAAGCUGAGUCACGUCAAGGGUUACAGAAAUGUCAUAAUUGGGAAAUAA
Messenger RNA from Nematolebias whitei (Rio pearlfish), 2073 nucleotides. It is a transcript of the gene tgm2b, whose product is annotated as transglutaminase 2b. The record is from RefSeq and is a predicted model, not a curated record. The transcript has 13 exons. Bases 1 to 2073 code for a protein of 690 amino acids. Gene Ontology annotation, molecular function: protein-glutamine gamma-glutamyltransferase activity. Gene Ontology annotation, biological process: peptide cross-linking. Lineage: Eukaryota; Metazoa; Chordata; Actinopteri; Cyprinodontiformes; Rivulidae.